Messenger RNA from Myodes glareolus (Bank vole), 2478 nucleotides. The record is from RefSeq and is a predicted model, not a curated record. NCBI's taxonomy places the organism in Eukaryota, Metazoa, Chordata, Mammalia, Rodentia, Cricetidae.
AUGGAGGAGCCAGCCUUCCUUUUAACCUUCUGGCAUCUGUCCACCACUGCCCUUGUGACCACUGUAUCUGUGCCAUCCCGAGUGGCUGAAGGAGAUGAUGUCCUAUUCCUUGUCCACAAUCUGCCAGAGAAAAUUGAAGCCAUAGCCUGGUUCAGAGGGCCCUCAGAUAUGACUGCAAUAUAUGGACUGCCCAACAAUUCAAGUAGUCCAGGUCCUGCACACAGCGGCAGAGAGACAAUAUUUCACAAUGGAUCCCUGCUCCUUGAAAGGGCCAACCUGAAGGACACAGGCUUCUAUACCGUACGAAUCUAUAAUAGACAUGGAAAUGUCAUAUCAACAAUAUACACAUACAUCAACGUGUAUGCUGUCCGUUGGCAGUGUGGGCUCCUUGGUACCUCCCCACAGCCCACCAUUGAAUUCGUGCCACCCAGUGUUAUUGAAGGGGGAAGUGUUCUUCUACUUGUUCACAAUCUCCCAGAGCAUUCUGUAGUCUUUGUCUGGUUCAAAGGAACGGCUGCCUUCAAGAACAUUUUGGCUAUGCGACAUCUACCAGCCACGAAACCAACUGUACUGGGGUAUGCAUACAGUGGCAGGGAGACACUGAACAGUGAUGGAUCCCUGCUGCUUCGUGGUGUCAGUCAGAAAGACAGCGGAUUGUACACACUACGAAUUCUGAAAUCAUAUGGUACAACUCAAGAUGUACAAGUGAAACUCCAGGUGGACAUUUCCCUUCCUGCAUUCUGUAAAGCUCUCACUUCUUCCCGACUCUUGAUCCAACCAGUGCUUCAGUAUAUUGCUGAAGGUGAAGAUGUACUUCUACAAGUUCAUAAUCUUCCAGAAGAUGCGCGAGUAUUUUCCUGGCUCAAAUCAAACAAUGGGAGCCCAGCCCGUAAACUUGUAGAAUACAACAGAGCCAAGCCUUCUAUCUCCUGGGGGCCUGCACAGAGAAUAAGAGGGAAGGUGUACAAAACUGGAUCCCUGCUGCUCCAGGAUGUCAUUGCGAGUGAUGCAGGGUUGUACACACUGGAAGUUUUAAACAAAGAUUCCAAAAUUGAAAGAGCAAAUGUGGAGUUUUAUGUAAAGAAGUCUGUGACACAGCCCUUUGUGCAAAUCACUGACACCACAGUCACAGGAGGUACAUCUGUGAUCUUGACCUGCGUUUCACCUGAUACUGAUGUCUCCAUCCGUUGGAUCUUCAAUAAUGAGAAUCUGCCGAUCACAGAGAGGAUGACUCUGUCCCCAACAAAGUGUGGACUCAGAAUAGAUCCUGUAGGGAUAGAGGAUGCUGGACUGUACCAGUCCUCCCUUUUAACCUUCUGGCACCUGUCCACCACUGCCCAUGUGAUCACUGUAUCAGUGCCACCCCUAGUGGCUGAAGGAGAUGAUGUCCUGUUCCUUGUCCACAAUCUGCCAGAGGAAAUUAAAUCCUUUGUCUGGUUCAAAGGGCUAGGAAAUGCAACAGGAAAAAUUGCAACAUAUGCACGGCACAGAAAUUCAAGAAGGCCAGGUCCUGCGUACAGCAAUAGAGAGACAAUAUAUCAAAAUGGAUCCAUGCUGUUUGAGAAGGUCAUCCUGAAGGACUCAGGAUUCUAUACACUAAAAGCCUAUGACAGACUUGGAAAUAUUGUAUCAACAACACAUGUGACCCUCAAUGUGCACGCUGAGCUUUGGAAGUGUGGGCGCCGUUCUACCUCUUCACAACCCACCAUUGAAUCAGUGCCACCCAGAGUUGCUGAAGGGAGAAGUGUUCUUCUACUUGUUCGCAAUCUUCCAGAGCAUAUUACAGCCUUUCUCUGGUUCAAAGGAGAGACUGACUUCAAGAAGCGCCUCCUGGCUUUCCACCAUUUACCAUCCAGAAAACCAGUCUUUUGGGGGCGUGCAUACAGUGGCAGGGAAACACUCAACAGUGAUGGAUCCCUGCUGCUUCACAGUGUCAGUCGGAAAGACAGUGGAUUGUACAUACUACGAAUUCUGAGAAUAGAUGGUAAAUAUGAAGAAGCACAAGUGCAACUCCAGGUGGACAGUUCCCUUUCUGCAUUAUGUAAUGCUCUCACUUCUUCCCAACUCUUGAUCCAACCGGUGCCUCGGUAUGCAGGUGAAGGUGAAGACGUACUUCUCCAAGUUCAUAAUCUUCCAGGAGAUGCGCGAGUAUUUUCCUGGCACAAAUCAAACAAUGGGAGCCUAGCCCAUAAACUUGUAGAAUACGACAGAGCCAAGCCUUCUAUCUCCUGGGGGCCUGCACAGAGAAUAAGAGGGAGGGUGUACAAAACUGGAUCCCUGCUGCUCCAAGAUGUCAUUGAGAGUGAUGCAGGGAUGUACACACUGGAAGUUUUAAACAAAGAUUCCAAAAUUGAAAGAGCAAAUGUGGAGUUUUAUGUAAAGAGGGCCGUACCCUACCCAGGGCAGAUGGGGGAGCUAUCUUUCCUCUCCUAUGGUUUUGCAGCUGAUGCAGCCAGCGGCAUUUGGACCACACUGUGA